Molecule: messenger RNA, 1742 nt
Organism: Serinus canaria (Common canary)
Lineage: Eukaryota; Metazoa; Chordata; Aves; Passeriformes; Fringillidae
Gene: GYG1
Product: glycogenin 1
Exons: 7
Coding region: 129-1118 (329 amino acids)
Cellular component (GO): cytoplasm
Molecular function (GO): glycosyltransferase activity
Source: RefSeq, a predicted model, not a curated record
UCGGGGAGGGGCGUCCUCCUGCUGCCACUGACGCGCCGCUGCUGGCCCCGCCCCUAUAUAAGGGGCGGCCUCAGCGCGGCCCCGACCGCGGCCGUCGCGUCUCCCGCACCGACCUGCGCUCGGGCACCAUGGCAGACCAGUCUUUUGUGACUCUAGCCACAAAUGACUCCUAUGUGAAAGGAGCACUAGUACUUGGUUCAUCCUUGCAACAGUAUAGAACAACGAGGAAGAUGACUGCACUCAUUACUCCUCAGGUCUCAGAUCUUAUGAGGAGAGUGCUGGAAAAAGUCUUUGAUGAAGUCAUAUUGGUAAAUGUCUUGGAUAGUGGGGAUUCAGCACACUUGGCAUUAAUGAAAAGACCUGAGUUGGGCGUCACACUAACAAAGCUUCACUGCUGGGAACUGACACAGUUUUCAAAAUGUGUUUUCAUGGAUGCAGACACAAUGGUUUUGUCAAAUAUAGAUGAACUUUUUGAGAGAGAAGAGCUAUCUGCAGCACCAGAUCCAGGCUGGCCCGACUGUUUUAAUUCAGGAGUUUUUGUUUACCGACCUUCCAUUGAAACAUACAGUCAGCUGUUACAGUUUGCCACAGAGAAAGGCAGCUUUGAUGGUGCAGAUCAGGGGUUAUUAAACACCUUCUUCAGCAGCUGGGCAACAACAGACAUGAGCAAACAUCUACCGUUUAUUUAUAAUUUGAGCAGCACUUCUGUAUAUUCCUACCUUCCAGCAUUUAAAGCGUUUGGUGCCAAUACUAAGGUGGUGCAUUUCCUGGGAAGCACAAAGCCGUGGAACUAUACAUAUGACUCCAGAACAAAAAGCAUAAAGGGCAACAUGGAUGACCCUAAAAUAGUUCACCCAGAAUUCCUCAACAUGUGGUGGGAUACCUACAUAGCUGAUGUUUUACCGUUACUAGAACAGCAUGGAAUUGUUAAAGAAAUCACUACAGGGGUAAAUAUGGCAGAAGUUACAGAGGCAGUGUCCCACGUAUCAGUAUCACCACUAUUACCAACUGAAUCUUCAGAAGAACGCAAGGAACGGUGGGAACAAGGCCAAGCUGACUAUAUGGGAGUGGAUUCCUUUGACAACAUCAAGAAGAAACUUGAUACCUACCUUCAGUAGAAGUGCCUGUCUCAAACAGUGGUGAUGCAAGGACUUGUUCCAGAACUAACAGCUAGAAAGGUAUAGAUGGUGGUCAGUUACACUUGCUAGUAGCUUGAGGAAAAACUUGGCUGAAGGCCUCUGCAGUGCUACAGAUGAAGACUGAGCAAAAGCUAGGAAGCAGAAUCCUUGGGCCACCUAUUACUGCCCAAUUUCCAAUUCUCCAUACUAGAAUAAAGCCAGGUAUUUUCAGCUUAAAAUUUCUUCUGUUUUGAUCAAUUGGCUCAACAUAUUCUUUAAACUGGGUUUGUUACCUCACCUCAUUAGGUGAUUAGCAUUGAUUCCUUUGCUUGCUGUUUUAGAUGUAAAAUCUAAUUCAUGGGAUUGCUCAUACACUGGAGUGGUAGCCAUUCUGCUUUACCAUAAAUGUAUUAAUGACACUGGGAUACAUACAUGUAACAGUAAUAGCACUGCUUUGCUCUUCCAGUCACAAUUGCACUGAAAUUUUGACCAGGUUCUUACGCACAGUGCCUGCAGCAUGGCAGAAUGCGUUUUUCAGUUCUGUAUACUAUGGGACUAGUAAACUGAGUUUUAUCUGUUCCUUGCAAUGUUGCACUUGAUACAAAAAUAAAAAGUUGUCAUGCA